CCUGGUUAUUCUGGCAAGAGUCGUCACUGUUGUCAGAGCGCAAAUCACCAAAGCGUACCGCGUAUGUACAUGUACACCUGUGUCUAUACGCUGCAGAGAGAUACAGCCGCUGUCGGCUUCAAAUUCAAUUGCUGCCACCGCGUCAGAGAGAUCGGGCGCCUGCUCAAUCACUCUGCCAAAAGCCUUUCAUUACCAGCGUUCUCAUCGGGAAAAAGAGAGUUCCUGGUUUGCCGUUUACGGUGAUUUAACUCUAGACCAUUAAAACCGUUUGCUGGAGCGAAUCCCCUGUAAUUGCCGCAUUUGGCCGUUCGAGGACUCGUAAUUUUGUUGAGUUUUGAGCAUCGGUGGUCGAAGGAUGAGACCGGCGUGCGUUCUGAUCCUGUGCCUGCUGUUGUCGGCUGAGGUGAUGUGGCUGGCAUCAGCCGGGCGCGGGAGAGGGAGAGAUCGGGGCCGCGACCGGGACCGCGACCGGGGCGAGAGGGUCCGGAUACGGAAGAAGCCCAAGGGCCGGGACUGCGGCCGCAUCAAGGAGAACGUGUGCACGGGGGUCGGGCUGCCGUACAACCGCACCGCCCUGCCCAACGUGUUCGGCCACUCCAACCAGAAGCUGGUGCGGCAGGAGGUGCAGAACUACCGCUCCCUGAUCGAGUCCGGCUGCUCCCCCUACAUCCGGGUUUUCCUCUGCGUUUCCCUUUUUCCCGAGUGUCCUCGAAGGAAACGAGACGAUCCCAGGCCGCCGUGUCGAUCCCUGUGCGAGAAGGCCCGGCGUGACUGCGAAUCGACCCUGAAUGACCACGGCUUUGCCUGGCCCGCUGAGCUGGCCUGCGAGAACUUGCCCGAGCCUCGGCGGGAAGAGAAGCGAAGCAGAUGCAUCAAUUAUGAACCGCCCAGGCCAGAGUACUGUAGCCUCCAUAAGGACGUGGGCCCUUGCCGGACCUACUAUCCCUACUGGUACUUCGACACGGGCGCGCAGACCUGUCAGCCGUUCACGUACGGCGGUUGCUUUGGUAACCAAAACCGCUUCUCGUCCAAGGAGGAGUGCCUGCGGACUUGCGGCAUGGGUCUAGAGGAGACAGAUGAGUUGACCACGACUGCGGACAAGCAGAUGGACACCACGACAGUGGCGGGGACCACGACCACCAUCACCGUGUCGCAGGUUCCAGUCAUCGAUGGUUUCCCGCAAGACAGCAUGAUCGCUGAGGGUCAGGGGGUCACCCUAAAGUGUCACGCCGAGGGCGCCCUGGAGUACACGUGGUCGCGAGUUGAUGGCGCUAUGCCAGAGCAAAAAAUAGUCAGCGAGAUGGUGGUGAACAGCGAGGCCAUCUUGGUCCUCCACAACCUCACUAGCCAGGACUCUGGCUUCUAUCAGUGCAUGGCGGAGAAUGAUGCUGGAGUCGCUGAGGCUUCGGCCAAGAUCACAGUCAUGGCCCGUCCCCAGAUUACGCAGAUGCCACUAAACAUGACCCUCAACAGAGGAGAUCCCUUUGAGUUGAUUUGCCAGGCCACGGGGUCGCCACAACCUAGAGUAACAUGGGAGCGUAAGGACGGCAAGCGGGUCCUCAUGAGGCGGAGCGAGAGUACGGCCCUCUUGAGCCAGGAAUCAGCCAGUACCUCCGAUGCAGGGAUCUAUUACUGCAAGGCCACCAAUUCACUGGGAUCCACCACUCAAAUGGUGCACGUCCGAGUGCUCGUGCCUCUCACAUUAUACCAACCCCCGACGAGAAACAUGACGGGCAACUUAGGGGAGGCGGUCACCUGGUCCUGCGCCGCAUCGGGGUUCCCUCUGCCGAGCAUACAUUGGGAGAGGAUUGGAGGCGAUCUGCCCGAGGACAGAGUAACCUUGGACGGUAUGAUGGAGACAAGCGUGGACGGCACAAAAGACGUUCUGUCAAAAUUGACCUUGUCUGACCUCCAGCCGAACGACACAUCCGAGUACAGGUGUGUCACCCAAGGCACAACGGGAAACGAAAGCAGUGUGUUUAGUCUGAUGGUAAACGUGCCACCUCGUUGGAAUGAAAAGCCGAUUAGUAAAACGGUUACCGAAGGUGAUGACGUCACUCUCCGAUGCGAUGCACGUGGUACUGAACCACUUAAUGUCACGUGGCGUAUCGAAAACGGCGAGAAUAUCAGCAUGCCUUUCGACAUCUACCCGCGUUUCUCCAUCGACAGCAAUACCAAUUCCUUCCGAAUCGCCGGUGUGCAGCCCGCCGAUAAGGAGUUCGUCUACCAUUGUGAGAUAGCCAACGAGGCCGGAGCCAUAGCAGCUAGUGCUAAACUUCAAGUCAUAGAGCAUUGGCAGUUGCCCACAAUUGCCGCCCCCUUGCCCAACAAGACCGCCUUCGUGGGCGACGAUGUGCGCAUGUCCUGCCAAGCCUCGGGAGAUCCUGCGCCACAGGUGGCGUGGUUCCUGCAGGACCUUAGCAUCGAUACACUGCGGGAUGCGCGGUUCACCGUCAGUGAGAGCGGGGAGGAGUUGCAGGUCAGGAACCUGAAUCUGCGAGAUUCCGGCACCUACAGCUGCGUGGCAGCUAACGUGAACGGGAUCAAGAGAGUGAAAGGCGAACUCCGCGUCGUUGAGCCAAGCUUGAAGUUGACAAACGGCCUCACCAACACCACUGUCGAGAACGGCAGCGCACUGAACCUUUUCUGUGCAGCCUCUGGCGAGCCUAAGCCUGAAGUCACGUGGUUCUUCAACGACAAGCCAAUCAAUGUGACCGUGUCGCCGUCCUACAUCAUCGAGGGCGGGGCGUUGACGGUGAGGGAGAUGACGUCACAGCAUGAGGGCAAGUACGGCUGCUUGCUCAACAAUGAGUUCUUUGUGGUGUCGUCGAUCGCCAUGGUCAACAUCAGUCGAAGACCAGCCACGCCCACAACAGAUAAUGAGGUCUCCAUCCCAAUGUUGAACAAGACAUCAUCAGUAGACCCACCAAAGACGCCUGGAAUGGAGAACGCAUCCUGCCAACCGUGCCCAAAGCUCCAAGCGAUACCUUGCGACGGCGAUCAAAGGCCCGCCAUCAAGCCUCGUCGCUAUGACAUAACGGACGCUGGCUUGAAGGGAUACUUCCGGGGAUGGGUUGACGUCACAGGACAGGGCGCCGCCAACGACUAUUGUCGAAUUAUCAUGACGCCGACCCGUGGUCUAGACACGUCAUUGCAGCUAGCCUGCGCUUUAGCCGGCACUGAGAACCACAGCGAGUACAACUACAUGUCCGGCGAGCGGUUUGAUGCCGGCCACAUGGACACGUGGUACAUGAGAGACGAGGACGGCGACGGGAGGGACGACUACUGCAGGUGCACCAGCGACGCUCCAGACGGUCAGUAUGUCUACUGCACCAAGGCCGACAUCGGCGGGUUCCACGGAGCCCCCGGCGUGGGCGAGUCACAGUAUUCCUUCAGGGUGCCCAACGGUGACCGCCGGCUCCUCCGGAAGUGCCGCAAACGGAAGGUGGACCCUUUCUUUGGGGUGGCCAGCUUGUCUGACAACUGAGGCAGGGGUAACUCAUCAGUUCCCAGAAGAGCCGCGACAUGAAUUAUCUACUUGGUCAGACUGACGUCCAAAUUCUGUGAGCAGUAUUGCUACUAAUGUUGACUACUUAAUUAAAUCCUAGUCCUACCCAAGUAACGAUCACAAGUUUAGAGAGUGAGUCAAGUUUCAUUUGAGAGAUGUCCGGAAGGCAUGCUGUCUUUGAAAAAAGGAACUUGGUGGUACGUUUCACCAUGGCAGUUUUGAUUAACGGAGGCUGAAGUAUAUUGAUAAUGUGUUUGGCAAAAUCAGAUGUACUUAUUGCUAAAACUCACGUCACACCGACUAACCCGAGGCUGAAAUGGUUUUUAAAAGGGGAAAAUAAUAUCUCAGAAUUUUGGAAAGAUGCCAAACAAGUUGAACCCUUGUGAAUGAUUUUUAUUUUGUCUAAAAUACUAGUUAUGCAGUAUUAAUUAAAAAAAAAAGAAACCGAAUUGUUUUCAACACUCAAGUGGCGCAUGUCUGAACACUAGUUUGUUUCAUGGCCAUUCCUUAGUCAUGUGACCGCCUUUCCACCAAUCAAAUUUUACUCUCCGGCCACGUGGAUUGCUGUCAACCAACUGGAACACCUGAAAUAUUAAUGAAUGGCAUUUCGAAAUACAGAAAACUUGUACUAUAAUUAUUUUUUGACGAUCGGGGGAAAAAUGAAGAGAGAGAAUUGGUAUUUUUUUAAAACUGUACACUACACGGUACUUCUACGGGUAUCCAGAGCGGAUGCGUUGGUUCGCCAUGAACGCUCGAGGGGCAAAGUUAAAGAGGUGAAUUGCGAGAAAAAUGUGACACACAGAGACUGUAUUUGGAAUUACCUUUUUACACUUGCUUGACUUUAAUUAAUAAAGCCAUCUUUGUGUAAUCUCUAUAUUAACUAUUUUUGCAGGUCAGUUAAUAUUCGCUAUAAAUAAUGUUAUGAUGUUGAUACGCUUGUUUUGGAAAAUAGUUACGAUUUUAGAUGAGAUUUGUAAACGUUAGAGGAAGAAGGAUCACUGGAGGUGGAAGAAAAAUGGAACAUUUUUGUUUCUGGUAUGAAAAGCUGUUGGAGAGUGGGGACUGUCAUGUGAUCGAUGGGUACCUUAUCGUUCUUGUGAGGGGGUAUAUUCCAGGAAUUCUGUCUUGAGCAGAAAAAAGCCAUGUAGUUCGGGCGUGUCCUUUUUGUUUGUAGCGACACGAUCGCAACGCGUGCAUUUUAUGUUGUCGCGUUUUGCUGGGUGACAUUUUGUUUCUCACAGAUCUGGUUUACGAUCAGUGAUCCAUUGUUGGUCCACUGACACCAGAACCUGUGUAACGGGAUGGAGCACAAACCAGCCUAGGGACCUCGUGAUUCAGAUCCGUGUCAAAUAAACAGGCCCUUCCAAGAAAUUGUACCUAUAGAGUAAAACGUUGCUGCCAUCUCUGUGGUGUAUGAGAGGCCGUUUUUUUAAAGUUUAAUACGACAGCAAACAAGGUUUACUUGAGCCAGUCCAAGUGAUACAAAGCUUUUGUCCUCUGAGGAUGUGUUUCGCAUAACCUCUGUGGUGAACUUUGAUUUUUAGGGGCCAGCUUGGUAUGGAUAGAACUCCAGUGGUCUUAAGCCUUGCUAUUUGUUGAAAUUUAGUCUGACAAUCGCUGGAUGGUUAGGCCUUGUUUUGGAAAGGGCGCAUAUAUUUAAAUUGAUGUGACGGAAUUUAGCUGUGGGGUGCAUCAAGCUUAUACACCUGUGAAUUCUCCGUUUACAUCACUGUUGUAGCUUUUGGCCUUCCAAUGGCUGGAGAACUAUUGCCGGGCAUUAUUACACAAGCAAAAGAACAGAUCUUGUGUUAAUCUCAAGAAAAUCUCAUGAAGCCCGAAUGUAUACUGUAUAGUAUUUCAUGUGCCAGAGUUGCAUAUUAGAGAGAGUAGCACCAGCUUCAGAUUUCGGAAACAAAAUGGCUGCUCAAUGUGUGUACAGUAGAGCAUGUGGCCAUUGUAUACUGUCCAUGUGCACUGGCCUAUACACCUGCCAGUUGGUUUCCAGUAAUGCCGACACUCAUGUCGCAAUUCUCUACACCUGGCUCUGACAAGUGUCAACCCUCUGUAACAUUAUCUAGGGGUGUCCAUUUUGAGGUAAACAGUGAACUCCAAACUGGCCUACCCCACAUGGAAGGCAGUAGGGAAAAGGUCUGUAUCAAUUGUGUCUCGCUGAUACUAGGUAAAACGAGCACGAACACGGAAUGGCUUCAGAAUGGAAAGUCCAGUGUUCCUGCACAACUUCUGUUCAGAUUUCCAAAGAGCUAGUUAUAUAAACAUGCUGUCAAUUUAAGUUUGUAUAAUUCGAUUGUGAAGUUGGCUACUAAUAUCAGCAUAAGACUUGCCCCUUAGGGUAUGCAUCGUGAACUUACAAAUUUGUAAAGUUCAGGACACCGUUGUAUUUGACAGUAAGCUUUGAGAUGAUUAUUUCAACCAUCGUGUACAUGUCUGUAUAGUGAAAAAAAGUACAUUAAAGUGACAAGCUGUGUUUCCGGUGCCAUUUUA
Molecule: messenger RNA, 6010 nt
Organism: Acanthaster planci (crown-of-thorns starfish)
Lineage: Eukaryota; Metazoa; Echinodermata; Asteroidea; Valvatida; Acanthasteridae
Product: immunoglobulin superfamily member 10-like
Biological process (GO): homophilic cell-cell adhesion; axon guidance; dendrite self-avoidance
Cellular component (GO): plasma membrane; axon
Molecular function (GO): serine-type endopeptidase inhibitor activity; cell-cell adhesion mediator activity
Source: RefSeq, a predicted model, not a curated record